UGGGCGGUGUUGGUUUAGUUCACGUUUUGCCGCAGUGAACGGAGGACAUGUGCGGUAGACUGGUUGAAGGUAAAGCACAAGGUGCGUUGCGUCAAUGAUGCAAUUUCGUUAUUAUUAAGUGAGUGUGACAGAGGACAUGUCGACCUACCAAUAUACGAAAUGUGCAUGCUUUUGGGAGUACCUGGUUCCCUUCACCAGAUUUUGGGGAGUCUUCACAUCAGUUAUUCUGUGUGGCGUGGGUGUCGACGUCACCUUCCACCGUCACUCAGUGGGCAUCUACAUCAUAAUAGGAGCAGUUGUGGUGUUCUUCCUGGAAAUCACGUGGGCAGUGACGUUGUUCCUACAAGUGUGCCUCAGGAACGAGUUCAGUCCGGCUUAUCGGUGCUGGGACGCGGUGCUGUGGCUGGACCGCUGGAAGAAGACUCUUCUGUACGUCGCUUUCUCAAUCCUGCUCUUCAUUUUCCCACAUCGACUGUGGCUCGCUUCUGUCGCAGGCAUAAUGCUGGUUCUGCUGGCCAGUUUAUACCUCCUACUCACGUGCAAGACUCUCUUCGAGACCAGAGACACGCUGCUUCAGAGCAGGGAGGAGAGUUAUGAUAGGUUUGAGGACAUACCUGAAGUGAUUGAUGACUCUUUGCCCGGACCGAUGCAUGACAGCCUGUCUGAUAGUUUGGUGGACCAGGACGUGAUCUUGGAGAUGUGACAAGCCCCCUCCCGUGCGCUCGACUCGGGCAACUGGAGCGAGGGCUUCAGCAUGGACAGUGACAACAAUCAGAACCUGAGUAGCUCCUCAGCCAGCAGCAGUUAGUUCACAGGAAACAGCUACCAACAUUUGUUUCCUUGCUGUAAGAAUGAUACAAAGUCUACAAAUUCAUGUGCAUCAGCAUUUUUAGCAUCUCUGAUCAUUUUAAACUCUUUUAGAGAAGAUCUUUUUACCUUCUGCAAAAGAAUAAAGGCAAUGUGGAAGACAAAUAAAAUUAUCAUUAAACAGAUAAAGAUAGACUGCUAAAGUGAAAUCGUAUGAAAAUGAAAAUUUAUUACUUUCCUGAAAUGCUUUAAAAAAAUAUGAAGGACAUUAUUAUUUUCAGGUAGGCUGGCAGAUAGGGCCUAAAUAAAAGAAAGACCAAUUUCACAAGAGAAGGAAUUUCUAAAUGUAAAAGACAGAACAGAGGACAUGAAAUUUCAGGCCUUUCAUUAAAAUUUACAUGUUUUUAAUAUUCUGCUAAUACGAUAACAAACGGAAUAUUUUCGGACUAAUCAAAGACUGUAAAUAGAAUUGUGUUUUACUGUUGCUGUAUGUCUUAAGAUUGGAGUUAAAGUCAGAUACUAUAAUAUAUAUUAAGAUUGUAGAUUUAUUUAAAUGUGGGUAUUUGAAUCUGACAAAUCCAAGACUGAUCUUUAUUUCCUUGCAACAAAUCUGCAACUUCCUUCCGUUAAAGACCUGAGAAGUCCAAUGCACUAUGAAUGAAAAACAAGUUUACUCUCCUUUAGAAGUGUUAAGGGAAAAGUAUGUAUGCAAAUUGUAUUUCUGAUAGGGGUGUUACAAAUAUUUUUAUACCACCCCUGCAUAUACUGUAGUAUAGCUCUAAGUCCAACCACUAGGUACCAAAGACUUCUUCUAGUGCCAAAAUGGAAGAUGCUCAAAAAUGUAUCUCACAUGCUCUGUACAUAUCUUCGUGACAUGGUUCUUAGCACCAGAAAACCUGUAUGCUUUCGUAUGUACCGGAAGUGAACGUUUGUAUACUAAAUUCUAGUGGAAGAUAUCAAGCAAUGAUAUUUUCUUUGGGCAGCUAGACAAUACUUCUGUUUCAUAAACUGUCACUCUAAUCGUCAUUAAUUCAUGACAGUGAGAGUUUCCAAAAGGGAAAUCCAUUCCAUUCUGAUACAGCUGACUGUUCAAAACUAAUUGCAAUUAGGAUCACUCACAGUGACAAUUUCAAAUCUUACAUCAUUUCAGAAACUUUUAAAUGUUUCAAAUAAUGACACUGAAAUACAGUUGUAAUGACUGCAGCCUGUAUGAAUUUCACAGACUCUGGAAGAAGAUACAUGCCAAUCCUAUAGCGUGAACUACUAUGGGCCCUGUGUAUGUGCAACAGUUACUACUUGCAGAUACAUUAACUAAACUUACUGCCAAAGAAGCUGUAACACCAUGAUUUAAGGUUUAUAAAAUAAAUACAUUCAGAAGCUCCAUAAAACCAGACUGUAUCAAUAUUAGGCAUUCUUUACAAAUUAAAGAGGAACACCUAAUAUGGAGGUCAUAUUUGUCUGUUCGUAAGCUAGUAUUGCCACCUGAAUCUCUUGACAGAUUUUCUUAAAACUCAACAUGGGAGACUUUUAAAUAAAAGUUGUUAGACCAUUAUGAUUUGCAGCCAUGUUGAUCUCUAAUAAAGCUUGGUUUAUAUAAGCCCAUAAAUGGAUUUUUCAUAUUUUGUAUUCAUAGAUUAUUCAAUAAAGCUUUCAUUAUUGAGAUCAUGUAGUGUCUGAUGGUUGGAUAACUGAUGAAUUUGUAAGGAUUUGCAAGGAAGUACUCAUGGCCUAAUCGAUGUACUGUUCCAGAAUUCACCUGUAGGGACUGAGAGAACUAUGGAAAAACUCAGUCUGGAUAACCAGUAUCCUAGCCAACAUUCAAAUCGAGCAACUACUGAAUAGAAGUCUAGAUUAUUACUUCUAGAUCAAUUUGUUCAACCCUUUCCCUCAUGAUUUACCAACUGCUUUUUAGUUAUUGUUGAAAUCCGAUGUAGGAGACUUUCACCAAGAGUAGUAGGGAAUUCUGAUUUUCAGCCAUAUUAAUCCAUAAAAAAGCCCAGUUUGCAUAUAAUAAUAUGAGUAAAUGAAAUUUUCCAUGUAUCCCACAAACCCUCUACAGAAUUUUUGGAAUUUAAUUUGGGAGGCUUUCAUUAAUUUCCUUUUUAUUGUCUCUAUUUUUGUGUAAUCUAAUGGCCUUCAGAGAGUGCUGCUGGUAAAAUAUGUAAUAUGUUAUGGAGUACACAAUUUCCAAUUUUGUUAAUUCCAGU
Messenger RNA from Cryptotermes secundus, 3014 nucleotides. RefSeq lists its product as uncharacterized. Bases 137 to 703 code for a protein of 188 amino acids. The transcript is spliced from 6 exons. The record is from RefSeq and is a predicted model, not a curated record. Lineage: Eukaryota; Metazoa; Arthropoda; Insecta; Blattodea; Kalotermitidae.